ACAUUGAUUCCAAAGGUCACACAAGACCAAGGAACUUAAAAGAGGCCAAAAGAAUAAAACAAGUGAUAAAGUAUUGAAGAGCUCCUCAAGAUCCACAUGUAGAAGAGAGAACAGAGUUCUAUUUCAGGUGAAUAUAUCUCCAUUAAGGAUGUCCAUUGCUGCCAUACCGGACAAUAAUACAAGAAAUGGCUUCAUGGUGAUGACCCAAGUGAUCCCACCAGGGCAAAAUGCAGUUGGGGCUGGGUCAGGGGUCCCUAUUCUUGGAGUCCCUAAUGUAGGGGUCCCUACUGUUGGAGCCCAUAAUGUAGGAGUUCCUACUGUUGGUGUCCCCAGUGCUGGUGUCCCUACUGUUGGAGUUCCUACUGCCGGGGUCCCCAUUAUCACACCAGUCAGUAAUACUGACACAGUAACAUCUGCUCAAGGCCGAUUUCAGAGAUUUCUCAGAUCGCAGCCAAAAGCUCUUGGGACCGUCCAAAUAAUGAAUGGAGUCAUAACUCUUGUGUUCGGCACCGUGUUGACAGUCAUCGAGCCGCCGUUUUCUGUCUAUACUGGAGUUGUUUACUGGGGCUCCAUAAUCUACAUCAUCGCUGGCUCUCUGACUGUUUCGGCAGCAAACAGGCUUACUCCCUGUUUGGUGAAAGGCUCUCUAGGAAUGAAUGUGUCCAGCGCUGUAGCUGCAGGAAUUGCUGUCUCUCUACUGGCGCUUGACUUUGUAAUAUCUGUAGGAGAAAAUCCUUGCUACCCCAUGUACAACGAAGUUUGCGAGGCUUACCUCCAGUUUUUAGAGCAAACCCAUGGAAUUAGUGGAGUGCUGCUGGUUUUCUCUGUGCUUCAGCUCACUGUCUCCAUCUGCCUCUCAGUGUUUGGAUGCAAGGCCACCUGCUGCACUGAACCAGUGGUCUCUGUUGUAACUGUGGCUCCAAACUAUGCAGCAUGCUGCUCAAUGGUCAAUCCAUUCCAAGCUCACAGCGGUCAACAGGAUGUGUUUUACAUCACAAACCCCAAUGCUGAUGUGAACAAUCCUUUUGCACAACAUCCUUCAGCAUACUGCCCAAACUCACAGAAACCAGAUAACUGAGAAUGAUGGAGGAAAAUUACCUGGAGAUGAGCUACAAGUCCUAACAUACUUUUUGAAGAUGAUUUGUUUUGUGAUCUUUUGAAUAAUUUGUGUAUGAACAAACUUAUAUCACUGCUGUCAUAGUACAACCUAAUUUGCAAAAAAGUUGGGAUGCUAUGAAAAAUAAAUGCAACUAUGUGCAAAUCAUUUAAACCUUAUAUUUAACUGGACAUGCUUCAAUGACACUAUAAAAUGUUGAAACUGAGAAAUUAUAUUGUUUUUUGAAAAAUAUAUGCCCAUUUUGAAUUUGAUGCCUGCAACACAUUCCAAAAAAGUUGGG
Messenger RNA from Colossoma macropomum (tambaqui), 1397 nucleotides. Its product is annotated as membrane-spanning 4-domains subfamily A member 4A-like. The record is from RefSeq and is a predicted model, not a curated record. The transcript is spliced from 8 exons. Gene Ontology annotation, cellular component: membrane. The coding region runs from base 149 to 1078 and encodes 309 amino acids. Lineage: Eukaryota; Metazoa; Chordata; Actinopteri; Characiformes; Serrasalmidae.